AUUUGCUCCCGGCGGCAGCGGGGCGGCCAGGCCGGUCCCCGGCGCCCGGCACCUUCACUCCCGGCAGCCUCGAGCGCGCACCACAGGCCCGCGGCCGAGCUCGUGCAUCCGGCCAUUGUUGCAUCUGCUACCUAGAGAAGAUGAGUGAAUCGAGCUCAAAGUCCAGCCAGCCCUUGGCCUCCAAGCAGGAAAAGGAUGGCACUGAGAAGCGAGGCCGGGGCAGGCCACGCAAGCAGCCUCCGAAAGAGCCCAGCGAAGUGCCAACACCCAAGAGACCCCGGGGCCGACCGAAGGGGAGCAAAAACAAGGGUGCUGCCAAGAUCCGGAAAACCACCAGCACAGCUCCUGGGAGGAAGCCGCGGGGCAGACCCAAAAAGAUGGAGAAGGAGGAGGAAGAGGGCAUGUCGCAGGAGUCCUCUGAGGAAGAGCAGUGACCGCCCACCCAUGCAGCCUGUCUGGACCCCAAGGAGCCUUUUCCUUCCGGGACUGGACAGCUUCACUCCACUCCCACACCCCUGCCCCCUGGGCCCACGCAUCGGCAACCCCUCCCGGGCACACCCCACUGCCACACUACACAGCACACCAGCCGCUGGAGGCCCCUUCCUGGGCCCAGUGGGCAAGCAAGUUUUCCUUUGGCUCAGUUCCCAGCGACCCCCCACCUGCACAUACACUUGCCCUCCCCGACAAGGCUAAUGGCCCACUUAGCUGCGCUCCCCCCACCCCCAGCACCUGCUGCCUCCCUGCCCUCAAGGGUGGGUGAACAUUGUUGUCCAGACCCACCUGCUCCCACUUGCCCCUCUGGCACCCCACAAAGGGACCUGGUGGGCUCCCCUGGCCUUAAAGGGGUCCACACCCCAUCUUCUGAACACCCUCAUUCCACCUUACUGGCAGCAGCAGGUGUGGUUCAUGUGUGUGGGGGUCCUUUGCCUGAGUGUGUCCCCAACCUGUAACCCCUUCCUCCAUCCCUACGCUAGUGUGUGGCCUAGGGGCACAGGAAGGCAGGAGGGACUCAGCCGCCACCACCGCCCCACUUCUCUGCAUUGCUGGGGUUCCAUGUGAGCUCCCAAAGGCCCAGGGUCCCUGUGGCAGCCACUUAGGUGGGCCAGGCUACACACCCACCCUGUCUGCUUAGACGCUAGGCCUCAGUUUCCCCCUUCAGAUGGGGCCCUAAUACCAAGGAGCUCACUUUGCCCACUCCUGCCACCCCCACCCCCCACUACCCCCAAGGUUCUGGUUCCAUCCUCCCUCUGUUCACAAACUACCUCUGGACAGUUGUGUUGUUUUCUGUUCAAUGUUUCAUUCUUCGACAUCCGUCAUCAUCGCUGCUGCUACAGUGCCAAAUGGUCAUCCUCCUCGCCUCCCCCAGGCCUGCCCUCCUCCUCCCUCCCCCAGGAUGCUGCUUCUAGGGGAAGGGGGCCAGGCCCAGCAGGCUGGGUGACUGACCAGCCCAGGCCCAGGCAGGGUGGGGGCUUGCCCCUAGGAUGCUGCAGCAGAGUGAGGAGGGGUGUGGUACUGGGGAGGGCACAGGGCCGCCCUCUCCUCCUGUGCUGUUGGGGAGGGGCAGCCGUUCUUCUAUGUCCCCCCUGGGGCCCUCCUCUGGUUUCCUAUUUGCAGUUACUUGAAUAAAGAAAAAUAUCCUUUUC
This is a messenger RNA of Echinops telfairi (small Madagascar hedgehog), 1643 nucleotides long. RefSeq names its product high mobility group protein HMG-I/HMG-Y. Gene Ontology annotation, cellular component: chromatin; nucleus. The record is from RefSeq and is a predicted model, not a curated record. Gene Ontology annotation, biological process: regulation of DNA-templated transcription. Lineage: Eukaryota; Metazoa; Chordata; Mammalia; Afrosoricida; Tenrecidae. The transcript has a single exon. The coding region runs from base 141 to 434 and encodes 97 amino acids. Gene Ontology annotation, molecular function: transcription coregulator activity; DNA binding.